AUGGAAAGACAGAGGAAGCGCGAGCUGCGCGACCUCAACCAGCGGGCAUGGGCUGGUGAAGCAAACGUCCUCCCCGUACAGGGCUCGCUCGACUCGUCCAUGAAGAAGAACACGGCCUUCAUCAAGCGUCUUCGAACCGCCAUCAACGCCGCCGGCCAGUCCGUCUUUCUGCAGGAAAUCUGCACCCUCUCGCUGCACAAAUACCUCUCCGAGAUCAUCUCCGCCUGCUUCGAAGGCCUCACCAAAGUAAAGACUCCCGGAGAAAUCGCUGCUGGUGUCGAGAUCGUCUCGGCUCUCCACCAACGCUUUGGUCCUGAUGAGUUUACCAAGAUGCUUGGCUGGUUUGUCGGCCGUGGUCUGGCUACACCUGAUAGAGCUCAGUUGAAGGCCUUGGCCCAAGACGUACGGGAAAGAGAAGAGAAGGAGCGAAUCUCGAGGCAGCGCAUUCUUCUGCGUGUGGCUACCGAACUGUGGCUGGUCGGUGUCUUGCGUAGUCUGGAAGACAUUGCUCGCCCGGAAGAAGCCAACAAGCUGAAAGAGUCGGGAAAGCCUGUGGAUGCUGUGCCCAAGACCAAACCUACCCGAUCCGAUUCUGCAGAUCCGGAACCUUUCCCUCUGGAAGUGCUCAAGGAUAUGCUGGGCUAUGACCGCGAGCAUGUGAAUCUACCGCUGGUUGUCAUCUUUGUCAAGAGUUUCGCUUGGGACAUUCUGGCGUCCAAGCCCACACAGGACGGCCGCAAAACUGUUGCUGAGGAUGGCUCAACCACUACCAACGGUGCCGCAGACGAAAUGGACAGUGACCCGAACAGUACCCAGGACCCUCCACUGUGCGCUCCCGACUUGCAACAGCGCUUCAAGAACAUUCUCAACCGCUACUUCCAGGACGUCAAGGCACAUAUUCUGCGCGACCAGAAGCAUAUUAGUGCCCAAGGCCGCCGCAACGCUGAAGCAUACGUCAAAUCCGGAGAAGUCUUCGAAGACCGCCAAAACAAUUUCGAGAAACAGACAAAGUCUCAUGAAAAGCUGGUCUCGAACGCUCAGGUCCUGGCGGAUGCACUUGGUGCCGAAAUGCCAGAUCUGUCCGAGAAGGAAUCUGACAAUGCUGGCGGAGAUGGUGGUAUCGGCUUGGUCAAGACUGGCGAAUAUCUACGCGGCCAAGGCGACGGUGCCGGGAUCUGGGAAGACGAAGAAGAGAGACGCUUUUACGAGAACUUGAUCGAUCUCAAAGACAGAGUUCCUGGCAUCUUACUCGAGGAUGGCAAGAAAAAGAAACCUGAGGGUGAUGAUCAGGUUGGCAAGAGAAAUGACGAGGCAUUAGAAGUCAAGGACAAAAUCGAGCCUGCAGAGUCCAAGGCAGCAGAGGGCGAUGACCAGUCGACCGCGAUUGCCAACAAGACCGUUGGUGCACACGUUGACGCUCUGCUUGCCCAACUCGUCGACUUGACCAACAAAGACCAAGUCGAUCAAUUCGCCAUCGACUUCUGCUUCUUAAACUCCAAGGCAUCCCGAAACCGCUUGGUCAGAGCUAUCCAGGACAUCCCCAAAGGCAGAACCGAUCUAUUACCUCUUUACUCACGCCUUGUCGCUACUCUUGGAAAGCACUUGAUCGAUGUUCCGCAGGCAUUGAUCGCUUAUCUCGAUGAAGAAUUCAGAAGUCUGCAACGCCGCAAGUCAAAAGAUUUUCUCGGACAAGUCCGUAUGAUUAACAUCAGAUACAUUGCCGAGCUUACCAAGUUUGGCGUUGUCCCUGAGCAUGUCAUCUUCCAUUGUCUGAAGGUCAGCCUGGACGACUUUUCACGCAUGAACAUCGAGAUCAUUUCAAAUCUUCUCGAGAACUGCGGUCGCUACCUUCUUCGCAAUCCAGACACUUCGCCCAGAAUGGCUUCUUUCCUCGAGACACUGCAGCGCAAGAAGGGUGCUCAGCAUCUUGGACAGCAAGAGCGCAUGCUUAUCGAGAACGCCAUGUACUAUGUCAACCCACCUGAGCGUGCAGCCAUUCAACAGAAGGAGCGCACGCCUCUAGAGCUGUACGUUCGUAAGCUUAUCUACCUGGAUCUGUCCAAACGAUCCCUCGAGAAGGUCAUCAAGCAGAUUCGAAAGCUGCAUUGGGAGGAGCCAGAGGUUCCGGAGCUCCUUCGCAAGAUUUUCACAAAGCCUGGCAAGAUCAAGUACAGUAACAUUCAUCUCUUGGCUGUCAUCCUUGGAGCACUGCAUCGUUAUCAUCAGAGCUUCACUGUCUCUGUACUGGACGACAUACUCGAGCAAAUUACCGUCGGACUUGAGACCAACGACUUCAAACAAAAUCAGAAGCGCAUCGCCGAAGUCAAGUAUCUUGGUGAGCUGUAUGUCUACCGCCUGGUCGAUUCUGCACUCAUCUUCGACACACUCUACCACAUUGUAAACUGCGGUCAUCCGGGCGGAUUUGCUCGUCCAGGCUCAUACAAUGUUCUUGAUUUGCCAGAUGACUAUUUCCGCAUCAGACUCGUGGCUAGCCUCCUCGAAACCUGCGGCAUGUACUUUGACAAGGGUGCAGUGAAGAAGAAGCUCGACUUUUUCUUGUCCUUCUUCCAGUACUAUAUUCAUACCAAGGAGCCGAUGCCUAUGGAUGUCGAGUUUGUGGUCCAGGACAUGUUUGCUCUGCUCAGAUCACAGUGGAAGAUUGCUGCUACCUUUGAAGAAGCACAGCAAGUCUUUAGCGAUGCUGUUAAACACAACUACCAAACGACUGGGGCCAACAAGCAGCAAGAAGAACAAGAGGAAGAGGACGAGGAAGACAACCGCGGUAUUGACGAUGUCAACAACGAUGACGGCGACGACGACAAGUCAUCUGGAGACGAAGCCGCAGAGCCUAGUGACGAUGAGGGCGCUGGCGAGACUCCCGAGGAAGGUACCGAAGACGAGGAAGAGCACAUCGUCGUGACACGUCCUGAAGACCAGCGUGAUCCUGAGGCAGACGCCGAGUUCGAUCGAGAGCUGGCCAAGAUGAUGGCAGACAGUGUUGAGUCUCGCAAGUUCGAUCGCAAGCCUGUCUUCGACGUUCCCUUGCCAAUGCACUCCAACUUUGCGGUCGCUAUGCGUAGUCAACAAGAGCAAGCUCGCGCAGAGCAGCAGCGCAUCAAGAACCUCGUGCUCAAUUACGACCUUCGCGACGACGACUCCAACGAUGGUGAAUCAUCCUUCCACUACAUUAUGCAGCCCAACUCCAAUCGUACGGUUCUCGUCGGCAAAGGCGCCUUGAACCGAUCACUACAACCUAGGGAUUCCAACAAUCCAGUGGUUGCAAACGCACCCAAUACACAUGAAUCAAGCAGCCAUGGCAAUGUCAACACUGUCCAUGGUCUAAGUCUUCGUACACCUCAUCCCCGUCCAUCUGCAAUCACAUCCUCUUACGCCUGCACACGCAACAAUGAAAACACAAAGCCUAGAUCUGGCAUAUCUACCACACCUGCUAACUUUUCCUCUUCUGUUCCCGCAGCUGCUCUAGAUGCACAGUCGCCCUACAACCAACCUCGUCUCGAUAAAUCCGGAACUUCACGUAAUGUCACCAGAAGCAGAAAGUUGCAGCUCAGUGAUGUAGACUGGUAUGCCAAACCCUCCUCCCAGCCUCAUGCAUUGCAGAAAGAAAAACCAAAGACCGAAUUGAGCUUGGAUUCAUAUAUUGUCGCGAGCAAGAAGCAGAGGAAGCCUUCUACAGGCUCUGAUGCCCUUGGCAAUUCUUGA
Messenger RNA from Aureobasidium namibiae CBS 147.97, 3720 nucleotides. Its product is annotated as nonsense-mediated mRNA decay factor. Gene Ontology annotation, cellular component: cytoplasm; exon-exon junction complex. The transcript is spliced from 3 exons. Gene Ontology annotation, molecular function: RNA binding; protein binding. Gene Ontology annotation, biological process: nuclear-transcribed mRNA catabolic process, nonsense-mediated decay. The coding region runs from base 1 to 3720 and encodes 1239 amino acids. Lineage: Eukaryota; Fungi; Ascomycota; Dothideomycetes; Dothideales; Saccotheciaceae. The record is from RefSeq and is a predicted model, not a curated record.